UCGGGUGAGGAGCAGAGUUUGUCUGAGGUGGAGAUGAGUCCAGGUGUGUCGGAGGACGGUCAUUCCAUGUCACCUGGCCAUUCGUCGGGAGUGGCUGGGGGAGGAGAUUCACCAGUGCCCGGGCAACAGACUCAGAUGUCCGGUGUUGGCGAAGAGGCCGGCGGGUUGAAAGCCGGCGUGAGUGUCAAGUCGGACGAAGAUGACGACCGCUUCCCAAUCGGUAUCCGAGAGGCGGUGAGCCAGGUGCUGAACGGCUACGACUGGACGCUCGUGCCCAUGCCCGUGCGCGUGAACUCGGGCAGCAAGAGCAAGCCGCACGUGAAAAGGCCCAUGAAUGCCUUCAUGGUUUGGGCGCAGGCCGCCAGACGGAAACUGGCCGACCAGUACCCCCACCUACACAACGCAGAACUUAGCAAAACACUGGGGAAGCUAUGGAGGUUGCUGAACGAGAACGAUAAAAGGCCUUUCAUCGAGGAGGCCGAGCGUUUGCGGAAGCAGCAUAAGAAGGACUACCCCGAGUACAAGUACCAGCCGCGACGCCGCAAGAACGGCAAACCGGGCUCCGGGUCUGAAGCUGACGCCCAUUCGGAGGGUGAGGUCAGCCACAGCCAAUCGCACUACAAGAGCCUCCACCUGGAAGUGGCGCACGCAGGGGGGGCGGGGUCUCCCCUGGCGGAUGGGCACCACCCUCACGCUGCAGGUCAGAGUCACAGCCCCCCAACACCCCCCACCACCCCAAAAACCGAACUCCAGGCGGGCAAAUCCGGCGACGGCAAGCGAGAGGGAGGCUCCGCCUCUGUCUCUGGUUCUGGGGCGGGUAAACCGCACAUCGACUUUGGCAACGUGGACAUCGGCGAGAUAAGCCACGAGGUGAUGGCCAACAUGGAACCCUUCGACGUCAACGAGUUCGACCAGUACCUGCCGCCCAACGGACACCCGGGCGUGGGUCAAACUUCAGGAGCGUCUGGGGCGGGCUCCUCCGCCUCCCCGUACGCGUACGGCAUCUCCUCAGCGCUAGCGGCAGCUAGCGGACACUCGGCGGCGUGGCUGUCCAAACAGCAGCACCAGCCUCAACAGCACCACACGGGCGCCACCUCGGCUCUGGGGUCGGACCCAGCCAAGGCCCAGAUUAAGUCAGAGAGUGGGCCUGGGGCCCAUUUCUCCAGCGAGGCUUCCCACGUCACCUACACCCCGCUCAGCCUGCCUCACUACAGCUCCGCCUUCCCCUCACUGGCCUCGCGCGCUCAGUUCGCCGACUACGCCGACCACCAGGCCUCUGGCUCCUACUACACCCACUCUGGGCAAGCCUCCAGCCUCUACUCCGCCUUCUCCUACAUGGGCCCCUCCCAAAGGCCCCUGUACACGGCCAUCACUGACCCUGCCAGCGUGCCCCAGUCACACAGCCCGACGCACUGGGAGCAACCAGUCUACACCACCCUGUCACGCCCAUAA
Messenger RNA from Chanos chanos (milkfish), 1452 nucleotides. RefSeq names its product SRY-box transcription factor 10 (gene sox10). Gene Ontology annotation, cellular component: nucleus. The transcript is spliced from 4 exons. The record is from RefSeq and is a predicted model, not a curated record. The coding region runs from base 34 to 1452 and encodes 472 amino acids. NCBI's taxonomy places the organism in Eukaryota, Metazoa, Chordata, Actinopteri, Gonorynchiformes, Chanidae. Gene Ontology annotation, molecular function: DNA-binding transcription factor activity, RNA polymerase II-specific; RNA polymerase II cis-regulatory region sequence-specific DNA binding. Gene Ontology annotation, biological process: peripheral nervous system development; neural crest cell migration; enteric nervous system development.